This is a messenger RNA of Mya arenaria, 795 nucleotides long. RefSeq lists its product as uncharacterized. Lineage: Eukaryota; Metazoa; Mollusca; Bivalvia; Myida; Myidae. The transcript has 9 exons. The coding region runs from base 1 to 795 and encodes 264 amino acids. The record is from RefSeq and is a predicted model, not a curated record.
AUGUUUAACUUCAAAGAAGACAAAGUUAUACUUAAAUGCCUGUUUGAUGAUUUGGAGGACUUGUGUGAACUCCAAGAAGAAGUUACUGGGAGUGACGAUGGAAAUACCAACGAUGUUGUCGCCUGUACUACAAAAAUAAACAAGACCCGGCGGGAGCUCACUGCAAUGUUGAAUCAAAUCAAGCAAGACUCAGAAAAGGACAGGAAGUCACUGUUUGAUGAGCUGCAACGAGUGAAACAAGACUUAGAUAAUUCAGAGACGAAAAGGACAAGUCUCGAACAAGAACUAAUGAAAGCAAAACAGGGCAUAAAGGAAGCUAGAAAGAUUGGGAUGGGGCUCGAACAAAAGUUACUGAAAGCAAAACAGUUCAAAGAGAAAUCCAAAAAGGGAGGGGCAGAAUUCAAAGACAACAUCAACUGGACUCAACCAACUAGAACAGUUAAUGUUACGGUCAACUUAAGUAUAAUCGAAUUGGCUUUCACAUUCCCGGACGGCCUUCAGACGCAGACGCACCAUCCGACCCCGGGAAACUCAAGUGAAGUAUGCACGUUUACAGGACGUCUGUGUUACAACAAUAAGGGCGAGCUGCUAUGUAGGAUGUUAAAGGAGGCGUUCAGUAGAGGGUUGAUAUUCACCUUGGGGAAUGAAGGAAAAGUUGUUCUAGAUGGCGUCUCAUUGUUUUAUGGUCAAGUGUAUGUUUACCGGAUGGAACAAUCACCGGCUUACGUUGAAUACACACAGACAUUGGAGCGGAAAUGGCUGCCAAAGGCAUCACACAGGAAAACAUUAAUCUGA